AUUCGCUCUAUUCGACCCCGCUGCCGUAGGCGAGCGCUGCGAUGGGGAGUCGCGCUGCUCUGUUCCUCCCCAAACUACGUAAAAGGUGGCAUCUUUCUCGAAUCCGCCUCCAUUGCUCUCCUCCUCCCCUGCGUUCCUGGUCCCCUGUUUCCCCUCUCGAUUCGUUACGUACUUGGUUUGUCGCCCGGAGCUUGAGUUAUGCCUCGGUCAGUUUCGUGCUCUCCAAAGACAGGUCUCCUGUUGUCUCUCUCGGUCCGUUCCACGUUCGUUGGGUUAAGCGGAGCUUGAGCCACGGCUCGGUCAACCUCGUCCUCAACGACGGGAAGCCGCGGUUCGAGACCCACGAGAUCGAGCAGCCCAAGAAGGGGAAGUACCGGACGAAGAAGAGGCUGAAGCUGCAGCGGAAGCGGGAGAGGCGGAAGAGGAGGGAGGCGAGCAAGACGGACCCGCGAAGAAUCCGGCCCAAGGGCAAGAAGAAUAAGGUGAGGUUCCCCACCGCGGAGGACCGGAUCAAGUAUAAGAUGGAGAAGGCCAAAAUUAAGGAAGCCUUGCUGGUUGAAAAGCUAAAGAAAUAUGAAAUUUCGAAAGUUGAAGGUCCAGAGAUCAAACCACAAGUCUUGACUGGGGAGGAACGCUUUUACUUGAAAAAAAUGGCCCAAAAGAAGUCCAAUUAUGUACCUGUCGGAAGGCGAGGCAUCUUUGGAGGUGUAAUAUUGAACAUGCAUUUGCACUGGAAAAAACAUGAAACAGUUAAAGUCAUCUGCAGGCCAUGUAAAACAGGCCAAGUUCAUGAAUAUGCAAAAGAAUUAGCAAGACUGAGUGGUGGGAUACCAAUCCAAAUUAUUGGCAGCGACACAAUAAUAUUUUAUCGGGGAAAGAACUAUGUUCAACCAGAAGUUAUGUCACCCAUUGAUACACUAUCCAAGAAGAAAGCACUUGAAAAGUCCAAAUAUGAACAAUCAUUGGACACAGUAAGGCACUUUAUUGCAAUAUCUGAGAAGGAACUUGAACUUUAUUACAGACAUGUUGCACUCUAUGGUGACCCAAACUUUCGGAACGCAGAUUUGGUUUAUGGGGAUGGAAAACAAGGGCCCCAAGUGAGGAUAUCAGAAAAGCCACCUUCAACUGAGAACAUAAGUAUCAACUCAACCAGUCAUGAUGCUUCUGCAAGUCUAUUUGAUGAAGAAAAUUUCUCUUCAACUGGUGAUGAUGACAUGUCUGAUGAUAAUUCUGAUGAUGAAAUUUGCUCAUCAGCUAGUGAUGAUAUGUCUGAACAUUUUUGCGAUGAAGAAAGUGUCUGUUUGUCUCAUGACAAUUCAGCUACAUCUCUUUCAGAAGCAGAGUCUGAUUCUGAUGACGGACAACUCGGGGCAGUUGAAAUUGACUCUGAAGGAGAACCAGUGUUGGAUUUCGAAGUGAAUUCGGAAGAUGAAGAAAACACUGCAUGCUAGACUCUUUGAGGCUUUCACUGGGAGAAGAAAAGAAAAGUGAGAUAAUUGAGUUUAAGCAACAAACCACCGCAAGUCUUGACCAGAAAGUAAAUAUUUGAGGCCAGCUACAUAGAAAGUGAUGCUCCUGUUUUAUGUUUUUUCGAGCUUGCGUCCAGCUAUGGAAAGAUAUGCUAUACAUCAUGGGAACAAAGCAUUUUUUUUCUUAAAAUGGUGAUAUCUCAAUCUUUCACAGCUACUGAAGCCUUGGAUUUUCUUGCAAUGAAUUUAAGAAAUGUGCUACAUUUUCAUAUCAUUUUUAUCAUGAUUAAUCUUGUCAUCCCUGUUGAUGCUGCAACCAACAAAAAUUUAAGCUCAGAUACUUCUUUAUCUUGUUGUUUAAAUUGCCUUUUCAGAUACAAUAGUAUAUCUCACUUUAUCUGACAUCCAGAUUGUAUGAUCAUGGCCAUGUUGUACAACAUAUAAAAUAUAAAUGAAUAUAUAUAUAUAUAUAUAUAUAUAUAUAUAUAUAUAUAUAUAUAUAUGAGAAUAUAUAGGUGAGCCAUUGAUAUUGCAGUAAAUCCAGAUCCUGGGCGACAUGAAAACCGUGUUUACAAUUUCCAUCACCACAGAAUUGGUAUCUAUCUUUAUAAUUUGAUGGACAGUCUUUUGAACUUCUUACAUUUGUUAGUCUGGUUUCCUGACCUCUAUCCAUCUAUGUUCUUUUUCUUGGUUUCUAAUAGAAGCAAGAUACUGGAGCUACAUGGAAUGCAAAAUGAAUUCAGAGGCAUUAUUCCUGUGAUUUUGUUUAUUUUGAUCCAAGGGAUGGAAAACAAGGGCCCCAAGUGAGGAUAUCAGAAAAGCCACCUUCAACUGAGAACAUAAGUAUCAACUCAACCAGUCAUGAUGCUUCUGCAAGUCUAUUUGAUGAAGAAAAUUUCUCUUCAACUGGUGAUGAUGACAUGUCUGAUGAUAAUUCUGAUGAUGAAAUUUGCUCAUCAGCUAGUGAUGAUAUGUCUGAACAUUUUUGCGAUGAAGAAAGUGUCUGUUUGUCUCAUGACAAUUCAGCUACAUCUCUUUCAGAAGCAGAGUCUGAUUCUGAUGACGGACAACUCGGGGCAGUUGAAAUUGACUCUGAAGGAGAACCAGUGUUGGAUUUCGAAGUGAAUUCGGAAGAUGAAGAAAACACUGCAUGCUAGACUCUUUGAGGCUUUCACUGGGAGAAGAAAAGAAAAGUGAGAUAAUUGAGUUUAAGCAACAAACCACCGCAAGUCUUGACCAGAAAGUAAAUAUUUGAGGCCAGCUACAUAGAAAGUGAUGCUCCUGUUUUAUGUUUUUUCGAGCUUGCGUCCAGCUAUGGAAAGAUAUGCUAUACAUCAUGGGAACAAAGCAUUUUUUUUCUUAAAAUGAAGCAAGAUACUGGAGCUACAUGGAAUGCAAAAUGAAUUCAGAGGCAUUAUUCCUGUGAUUUUGUUUAUUUUGAUCCAAGGGAAGGCCCUAACCGAUGCUGCUUCAGUGAACUAUUAUGUCACCAAGCUUUCUGAAGGUUUUCUCGUGGCUUGUCCAUUUCUCACCUCCAAGAGUCUUAACAUGAUGGUUUAAUGGCUAGCUGGCAGUUCUACACUGGUGCAUUAUGUGCGAGAUAAGCAAAUUCUUCAUCAAGGUUUUCACUUUUUUCUGAGAGCAGCACAAGAUGUUUCUUAGCUGCUGCUGCCAAGGAACACGAGAUGAACUGGGACUUUGAUGUUAUCCCUCUGAAUGGUGAUUGAGCCUCUCACUGGAAUGAUCUAACUGGAAGACCGAAUGACUGGUCCAGUACUCGAUCCAGGUUCUCGCAUGGCAUUAACUCAAAUUGUGAUUUUGUUUACUCUCUUCUAGACUUUACAUGCGCAGGAGCCUCUUGCACUGAGGUCAUCCUUUUAAACUUCUCAUCUCCUUGAGCAGCAAGUAUUGGAAAUGAUACUGCUUCAUACACUUUACACCUUUGUGAUCACUAGAUCAGCUCACAGUAGUAAACAUGCAACCAGCAGGGGACAAAUACAAUAUCAGGUUACGAGUGUAAGAUAUCUACAAUGAACAGGAGUUCUCAGGUCAGUAGAGGGAAUGAAAUGAAUCGAGUUAGAAACCAUCUGCCCUUUUACAGUGCCCCGAGCAAGUAGUAGUCCUAUGGUUUUCUAUUCGUGUUUACUGGUGCCCAGAGAUCAGCGCCAUUGCUUCGGGCAAUCUGGAAUGUGGAGGACAGCGGCACAAGACACAGGCCACGGCUUCUGAGGCUGUAAUGAUCAUCCCCCUGGAUCACAUUACAAAGAGAAAGAGAUGGUUAUCAGCGAAAGGGGUCUGCGACCCACCUUGAAUCUCUCUGAGUAACUGAGAAUUCGAUUGAAGAGAGAGCUGACCUCCAUCUUCCCUGUCAUUGCCUUCCUGAGAUAUGGAGCACAGAGCACCUGCGAUGCACACGGUUUGAUGACAUGUGAAGAGAGAGAGAGCUAAGAAUACCGAUGGGACUGUAGAUUGUCAGCAGAUUAAGAGAGGGAGGGGAAACCUGGAGUUGUUCAUGGAGGAAUUUAAUGUAUGCAGUGGCCUCCGAAAGAACAGAUGCUGUGUCUGACUGCAUUCACAGAAAGCAAUAACAAAAUUUGAGGUGGGAACAAAAGUAUUGCUGUGCAGCCAUCAGAACUGGGUUGAUGUCUGCCAACCUUCCCAAAAGGCGAGACCAGUUGUUGCAGCUUUGCCACUCUCUCUCCCAUCCUGUCCUUCUCCUGAUCACCCGUCUUAAACACCAUCAUCAUUCCGAACACCCUAUCGUUGCAAGUUUAUGUCAGCAUCACAGGAAGAGAAGAGAACACAGACCUUGGUGGACGUAGCAGCUCCUCUUCCACCAUCGCUAGUUUUGGGCCUCUUUACCCCACUGCUGUCAUUGUGACUUCUCGAUGAACCGCUCAUGUCGCGAAGAACGAAGCCAUCAUGGCUUGCUCGUUUGUGAUCUGCCACUUCUGUCAUCAUCAUCUUCUUCUUCUUCUUCUUCUUCUUCUUGCUGCUGCUACACUGUCACGGACAUCUCGUGUUAAGUGCGUGGAUUAAGAGCUCCUGUCCCGGAAGAUUAAAAAAAAAAACGUGUAUUCAGGGUCAGAUUUCGAGACUGCAAGAUCUUAUCAGAAUGGCCGUCAGCUUUUGACCAAGUGCUGCGAUUAAUCUUUGACGAAAUGGUACGUCUCGUCGUUCCCGUCUUGCUGCCUCCUAUUCUAAUAUAUUAUAUUGUGCUCGUCUUCUUACUCCCUACGAUUAUAUUGCAUCUGUUUCCUUGUCACCCUUUUUACCUUUUGCUUCUAGAGAUGCCAUCACAGGGUAAACCCACCCAUGUCUGAAAACUUCACUAGGCACACACAGAGAGAGAGAGAGAGAGAGAGAGAGAGAGAGAGAGAGCUUUUUAUCAA
Musa acuminata AAA Group (dessert banana) is the source of this 4861-nucleotide messenger RNA. RefSeq lists its product as uncharacterized. Bases 42 to 1451 code for a protein of 469 amino acids. The transcript has 8 exons. The record is from RefSeq and is a predicted model, not a curated record. Lineage: Eukaryota; Viridiplantae; Streptophyta; Magnoliopsida; Zingiberales; Musaceae. Gene Ontology annotation, molecular function: RNA binding.